AUGGCCGACGAACCCAUCAUCCAGCUCGCAGAGACCAUCCAGACUGCCUCGAUCAACAGACACCCCUCGCCCGCCCACGAUGCCAACCCGUCGACGGCAGCCUCCAUGAAGCAGCCUGUGCGCCUCGACGACGACCCCGACCUCGACACACUGCCCGACGACAUUGACGACGACGAGAUCCCCGUCUCGGUCCUGAGACCCUCUCCGCGCAGCAAGCAAUUCCCUCCGCUGCCCGACCUCCGCUUCGAGCAGAGCUAUCUCGCCAGCAUUCAGCAUGCUGACACUUGGCAAUCCGUUGCCUGGAUCACCUUCAGGGACCAACUGUUCAUGCCCCUGACCCAGGGCCUGCUCUGGACAUUGGUAGUCGCUGGCUGGAGGAACUGGAACACGGUCCACAACACGUCGCACAACUUCUCUGGCUCGAGCAUCGGCGCACGUCUGAGAAGGUGGUGGUGGAAGACGAACAACUGGUCCAUCCCCCGCUCCUCGUUGCGCGACCAAAGGCUCGCUGGCAAAGUCCAAGAGUACUAUCAAGCCGAGUUCAGUGCUGGCGCUGAUUGA
Molecule: messenger RNA, 561 nt
Organism: Aureobasidium pullulans EXF-150
Lineage: Eukaryota; Fungi; Ascomycota; Dothideomycetes; Dothideales; Saccotheciaceae
Product: DUF1770-domain-containing protein
Exons: 2
Coding region: 1-561 (186 amino acids)
Biological process (GO): mitophagy
Molecular function (GO): mitochondrion autophagosome adaptor activity
Source: RefSeq, a predicted model, not a curated record